CAUUGUGCUAUCUUUCCUUUUUUUUCGACUAGAGAGCGAUAAGACAGUGUUGGGUGCGGAAGUUUUGGUUUACUUGUGCACCAAACUCUAUGAUUGUGGCUCUAGCGAAAGAAACAUUGCGUUUUACAUAAAUUUGUGUUUUCUAAUCAAAAGCGGAUAUUUCAGAAGGUAGGAUAUAUUAUUUUGACUGCAACAGACUGACUGGCCAAUAGAAAGUGAGUGUCAAACGUGCUACUCGUUCGUGCCAUUCGAUCCCGUGAAAAAGAGAAAAGCAGUUACAGUUUGUAUGUGCAUGGAUUCGUUCGAAAACACGUGAUUCUAGUCAACAAACUCUCUUUGUAUUUUGUUUUUCAUCUAAUGGCCUACCACAGUGUUUUGGUAGCCAUCAUUACUGCUUAUCUUUCAGCCAUCGCUUAUGGAAAACUAAUCAACACCACUGAGGCCAAUAGCAGUCAUGCCUUCUCACCAGAUGAAAAAUUUACCACUCAAGUUGAUCUAUUGACUUCGAAAGUUACAUAUCCAAUGACCACAUCUUCGACGGAAUCCAGCACUUUUGUUAAGCCAUCCAGACAGUCAGAAAAAAAUGGGGCAGUCAACACUGUUGAAGUGACAUCAGAGGCUUCUUCGAUUACUACAUCUCAUUCCUCGACUAUCUUUUCAACAAAGUACACGUCACCAGUGCCUGUUGAAAUUCAUAAUUUUACCGCAUUCUGGCAAACGGAUGAGGAUGACGGAGACCAUGUCAUGGUGUUUUGGUUUGAAGAAAGUCACAAGAAUCAACAAAUAGGAUGGAAGCUAGUUCUUUCAAAGAAAGCGGAAAUGCAAUCAGCGGUUAUUCAUUACAAUUGUUCUCGGCAAGCAAAUUCUGGACAACAUCAAUUGAAACUAGAAAAAUUAUUACCAACACGGUACUUUUUCACCUGCGGCGAUGGCAGUCAAGAUAAAAAUGCCGAAUUAAUUAUCGAGCCUUGUUUCUCGUACGAGUUCAGUCUCGUCCCUCUUGAUGGCAAAAGUAACCUGAAGAAGACAACCGAACUGACACCUUUUGUAAAAUGGCCAUCCAAGAUCGAAUCAUCUUAUGAUGUAGGCAAGAGCAACCUGGUGAUUCGUUGGGAACCAUCACUUGAGAAUUUGAAUUGUAAUUUGAAGUAUCGCUACAGUUUAAGUGUCGAUAAAGUAGGUAACAUUACCGAGACUAUCGAUGAUAGACGAAUUGAAUUCAAAGUUGAGCAUUGCACGAAUUAUUCAAUUGCUGUUUGGAGCAUCGGUGUAGAGGGCAGUAAUGAAAUAAUAUCGAGACAGCCAGCUCGACACAUCGGUAGAACUGACACUCAAGGUUUUGAAAUUAAAGACAUGAAAGCCAACGCAAAGGCUAUAAAUCAAACAUGCCUGAUUGUUAACUGGUCACUGAAUCGCAAUGUUAGGCAAUUGGUCAACUGUGGUGUCUCAUUUCGAAUUCAUUUGGACCCUCCUUCGGAGGUUGGAGAGUACGUGUGGGUGUUGAAAUAUGAUAAACAAACACAAGAGGAAAUGGUCUGCCAGCUGCGACCUGCAACGGAGUACAAGGUUCAUAUUGAAGUUUUGGAUAAUCAAGAAGGAAUCCAGCUUGGUUCUCGGUUAUACUCGUCAUCAGUUAGCAUACAGACACCCAGCACGUACGAUGCAGUUACAGUAGGACUUAUCGUCGUCUCUAGUAUUCUUAUAAUGAUGCUCAUCUGUGUUACCUUAUAUUGCUUCCGAUCGUGGCAUUCAAGGCGUGACCAAAGAUCGCAAGUUGCACAGCAAAAUUUCCGGUUAAAAUCAUCAUUUUUGGGUAACGUGAACCGAAGACGCGCUCAUCCCGUAAAAGUGCGAAAUUUAGAAACAGUUACGCAGCGUCUCUGUUCGUUGGCUGGCCACCUCUUGGAAAUGGAAUUUCAAGAUCUGGCCAUCUUGUCCGAUAAUCGUCGCCCAAAGGACGCUCCCGUCGCUUUGUUAUCUACAAACACAAUCAAGAAUCGCUACAUUAACAUUUUGCCUUAUGAGCAUACCCGUGUUCCCCUCAGUUUGUUACCGGACAGUCCUGACUCGGACUAUAUCAACGCGUCGUAUGUCGUGGGUUUCAGCGGCCCAAAGGAGUACAUUGCUACACAAGGACCGAAAACUUGUACCAUAGGAGAUUUCUGGAGAAUGAUUUGGGAACAAAAUGUGUACGUCAUCAUUAUGGUGACAGGUCUUGAAGAAAGAGGCAAACCCAAGUGUGACCGAUAUUGGCCAGAGGACGCGGAAACUCCGCUUGUUUGUGACAGCCUUUCCGUUUCUCAAUUGAACGAAAUAGAUUUUGAAAACUAUACCAUCCGCAGCCUCGAAGUCAAAUUGAGCGAAAAAUCUCGAACAGUGAAACAAGCCUAUUUAAAAGGUUGGCCAGAUUUUGGUGUUCCUGAACGUCCUGAAAUUCUGAUUCGAUUUGUUGAAGUCAUUCGAAUUUUGGUAAAUGAGACACCAUCAUCGUCAAAUCAACCCAUUGUGGUGCAUUGCAGCGCUGGAGUAGGUCGAACAGGAACUUUCAUCGCCGUAGACUGGCUGAUGCAAGCAGCUCGUGUACAAAAAGAAAUUGACAUCUUUUCUACUGUAUUGCGCAUGAGAGAAUGCCGAAUCAACAUGGUCCAAAGCGAGGAGCAGUACGAAUAUGUAUAUCGAUGUAUGUCUCACUUUGUCAACACUAGACUUUUCUCCUCGGGAAACAUCGAGGAUACACCGGACACAGAUGCAGAAAACUUGCUGACUAAUGGAAAUAAUCAAUUGCUGAACGAGGUAGCGUAAGGAGGUCGAUUGCGUGAUACGGCACGGUCAUUUGAAUGUUUUUUUCCUGUAUAUUUACAUGUAUCAAGAAUUGGAAGUUCAUUGUUACGACGCUUGUAAAUCUUUUCAAAAGCAUAAACAACUGGUACACCAUGA
Messenger RNA from Daphnia magna, 2937 nucleotides. RefSeq lists its product as uncharacterized. The record is from RefSeq and is a predicted model, not a curated record. The transcript has 16 exons. Gene Ontology annotation, biological process: protein dephosphorylation. Bases 358 to 2802 code for a protein of 814 amino acids. Gene Ontology annotation, molecular function: protein tyrosine phosphatase activity. NCBI's taxonomy places the organism in Eukaryota, Metazoa, Arthropoda, Branchiopoda, Diplostraca, Daphniidae.